This is a messenger RNA of Ascochyta rabiei, 1296 nucleotides long. RefSeq lists its product as uncharacterized. The coding region runs from base 1 to 1296 and encodes 431 amino acids. The record is from RefSeq and is a predicted model, not a curated record. NCBI's taxonomy places the organism in Eukaryota, Fungi, Ascomycota, Dothideomycetes, Pleosporales, Didymellaceae. The transcript has 2 exons.
AUGUCUUCAGGGAAUAACAAAAGAAAGCCAGACAACAUGUCUAAAUCUCCGGCGGCAACGCCGUCACUGCGGCGAGUGACAGCCAAACCAAAGAAACGCUUAUCGAUACCGGGCGCAUUUCCUACAGCGGAACCAUCAAGUCAGGAAACGCCGCAGAGGUCCGCGCAUUCUGUUGUUUCAGCAAGAAAAGUAGACAGCCGACAAUGUAGGAGUGGGGUCGUAAACCAAUCUACUAAAGCGCAUUCAAAAUCCAAAGCUCCGUCACACAGAGUAGAAAAGUCCACUACUCGUCAGCCUUCGACACCCAGGAAACGGUCGUCCAGCAAGAAGUCUUCAAUCGUUACUCCACGAGUGGAUCGACAUACAAACCGCCGUGAUGUCAGUCUGCGGUUCUCGUUCAGCGCUCAGCAGGGAGGUACUCAAGGUCCUCUAAAGAAGGGCAGAAGGAGAGGGCGGCCGUCAAACCGUGAAGAUGCACGACCAUUCCUGCCUAUUCUACCUACCAUCGACUCACCCAGCAAACCAGUCACCCCAAGCAAAGAGGACAAAGUGUUGAACAGAAGCUUCUCUGAGCUGCUUGUCACAACCGCACAGAACAACCUUACCGGGCCUCUACAACACGACUACACAGACACCCCUUCAGAUUUGUCGUCUGAACCCCCUCAUGAACCAAAGGCCCCCGAUCCAUCCGUUUUCUCUCAUCCUACCAAAAAGCGCGAAGGCUACGGCUUCAGCUACUCAGAACCUCUGUGGUACGACUCCGACGAAUACCCCGACACAGAAUGCGACUGGGAUCCGCACGACGAGAGACAAGCUGCGCCGUUCCAACAAGGUAUUGCACUCAUCGACCAAGAUAGUUCCUUCGACGAUCUAGUCGUCAUGAGGGAUAUCGGUUCCAUCCACAUAGCCAAACCCCAGCGUACGCUUCCCUGUACAAAAGCCACAAGUGAAGACACCAUGCGCCUGAAACAGAAGGCAAAGACGCUGCUUACCUGGGACGAGAGUGGCGAUGUGUAUGCGGGGCUGGUCGGCCGCUUAGAGAGGAUGGUCCACAACGACCUAGAGAAGAAGGUCAGCGGUCGCGAGACUUCGAUCCCAUCUGUUGUCCAGUGUGCGAGCAAGUUGAAGGACUUCUUGCAGAAGACCAAGGAGGAGCGGAUCGACACCGGUGAGAGCCGCCGCGCCGUGGAGCAUGAAAUCGAGUGGGCGGCAUGGCUCGUGGAAGCAAGCUGGACUGGGGUUAUGCAUCUGAAGACCAAGGGCUGUAACUGUCGGCCGGAUUGGGAAGAGGAUUGA